AUGCCACUGUUCAAGAAGAAGAAGGCCGAGCCGAAGGAGGGCGACGAAGAGAACAUGCCCACCGAGGCAGAGAAGCGCAUGACAUCAAACACCGAGAACCUACUCGUCAUGACGCGCCGCGAAGCCACCGAGAAGCUCCAGCAGGCCCAAAAGGCGGAGAGAACCUACAAGAACAGGAAGCGCGCCGGCAGUGGCCGGGAAAGCUUCAAAGCGUGCAAAGACCACUUCAAAGCGGCGGCUCGCGAGCUGAAACUCGGUUUCAUCACUCUGUUCCGGGCCAUCAAGGCCGUUCCCAAUAUCGUUGGGGACAAGCAGAACGAAAGACGACGCUCCAGGGCGCUGGCUUCGAGGAAGAAGCUGGAGGAGCAGCUGGCCAAAACAGAAGCCCUUGAAGCUGAGAAGGGGGCCGAGGCCAAGGAGUCUUCAGCUUGA
Messenger RNA from Clonostachys rhizophaga, 432 nucleotides. The record is from the annotation of a GenBank genome assembly. NCBI's taxonomy places the organism in Eukaryota, Fungi, Ascomycota, Sordariomycetes, Hypocreales, Bionectriaceae.